CUCUAGAGAAAAAAAAUACAAAGUUUGUUAUAGAUUUAAACUGUUACAAAAUUAAAGUCUUUAAUCAUAUAUAAAACUUAAUUUUGGGAACAAUAUUUUAUUUUUAAAAGAGAUUUAAGAUGUCUAGUUCGGUCAUGCAGAUUUUAAUGUUAACUUUGUUUGGGAUGAUCUUGUUUCAACUUUCAACUGGCCACGUUAUCGGAGGUGGAUAUAACACAGAAUCGGAUGAAGAGGCGGAAACCACGCCAACGCCACGCUGGGUUAGGUCCGCCGUCGCGUCUGCAACCGCAACUAAGCGCAGCGCCCGCAAUACCCUCGUUGAGAAGCUGAAGCUCACCCCUUCUCCCAAGCUUCUGAAAAUGAAGAAGUCGCCAAAGUCGAGCUUGAAGAAGAAGAAGAGAGACCCCACUCUCAGAUCAAGGCGAUCUCAGAUCAACUGCCAGAUGCCUUCCAAUCUACCCAGGAUGGUCAGAGAAUUGAACCCGUUCCUGAACUUCACCCAAUUCGUUGGAUUGGUCAACCGAUCAGAGAGCUAUCCUCCAUUGCCAGAUAACCAGCCCAGCGUUGACGACUGCCCAUCCGGCUACGGGUCUUGGUGGCCGAGGAGUGAGAUGAACCUCAGGUCAACAUGCCCUUGGGUGUACGAAGAGAUAGAUCUAGGACCUACCAUGUAUCCAAGAAAAAUUCAGCAGGCUGUGUGCAUCUGUGAGACUUGUAUCGCCGCGGACUCCAUGAAUUGUGAAGAAAUCCGUCAGAACAUGACCGUGUUCAGCAUUAGCGGAUGUCGUGAUGGGUUGGCCAUCUUUAACAAACUGGAUCUGUCCAUCGUCGUGGGCUGUCACUGCGCCAACGCCGCCAUCAGCCACGUGCGAAUCACCGAAGCCUAGUGGACGAAGAGCCCCAGAAGGAGAGGGGAUGCUCCAGGAGAAGUCAGGGAUACGUCUGUUAUACAGACGUCUUCCUUGUCGUUGAUGACCAGGCCCUCUCAUAUUUUAUUUUCAAACACUAGCAAGUUAUGCUACAGAACCUUUCGACAGUUGAUUUGACAAAGAAGAGCUGUUCUCUAUACCUUAUUCCCAUAAUCCCCCCCUCCCCGAGUUGACCAUAUCUAUAUACAAACACCUUCCCCGCCCAUCUACGAGCAGCUCUUUGAAGUCAUUUUCAACUACCUAUUGGUAGGUCAUAUUGACCUAUUUACAUUUUGCCAAAUAGUAUUAUUUAUUUAUUAACGAAAAAUCAUAAUCUUUAUGUUCUUAAUCAUUAUAUAUUGAAAUUAUUUCUUUGUACAAAUGUCCUUCAAUAUCUAAAAAUACUCAUUGUUACAUUUUUGAUACUUUUUUUAUUGUAAUAUUUUAUGGCUCCUACUUUUUAUUAGAGGCCAAUACUUUAUAUAUAAUUUGAAAGGAUUGCAUUUACAAAGUCAUUUUUUUUUUCUGAAUUUGAAUAUAUACAUCAGUACAUCUGUACUUGUACAUAGACAAUUAAUGAUAUUUGAUAACAAAAUGCUUAUAAAAGCAAUGUUACAUUUGUAUUGGCUAUGUAAGUUAUAUAUAUAUAUAUAUAUAUAUAUAUCUACGUCCAUGUAUUUGGUCACUAGUUGACCAGUCUUUAUAAAGAGGUCGGUACUAUGGGAAAGCGUCAACAACAUUCGCGUGUGUGUUCAAACUGGGUGAGACGUCCAUACCACUGAGGUCCGGCAAACUGUAGCCGGUGGAUUGCUCAGCCAAAGCUAUUUGAACACACCGAAAUAUUUCUCUGAUUUGAGAAUCCUUGAUCUUGGUAUGUAGGCCUAGAUCGACACAGACUAUACCCUACUUCUUUGAACACAGCCGUAUCCCAUUAAAACAACAACUAGACACUGUGAUAUAAAUAUAAGGCACUAUCAGUGCAGGGAGAUAACUAUCUUUUUUAUGUAUAAAUGUUGUUACCGUUCUUUUCUAUUUUUUUUUUUUAUGUAUUCCAUAUUUAUGUAUAUUUUAUUUAUAAAUUUGAUUGUUAACUAUAUUUUGUUUUUAUUGUCUAUAAAGUAUAUAAAAUGUAUCUUUAAUAUGUAAAAAAAAUAAGUCAGUAGAUUUAAGAACAUAUAUUAUCUUCCCUUGUCCUACAAGACUUAAGCAUUCAUACCUAAAAUUACAAUUAACUAUAUAUGUCUAUGAAAAUGUCAAUUAAUAUUCCUAAUCAUUUGUCAUUUUUGUACAAAGUUAAAAUACUAAUGAACCCUAGCCCCAUUAGAUGUUGGUUUUCUUAAGGGAAAUAAGCCACAUCCUAGUCAGUGUAUUCUGUAGGCUCUAACGUCAAGAGACACAAGGUAUACACAUGUUUAGUCCAAUAUGUACUCAUUAAUGCGUAGCUGAAUUUACUUCAUUGUAAAAGUUGAAUUAUUCAUUUCAUUAUUGCACUGUUACUUCUUAUACAAAUAUAUGUUCAUUCUUGAUUUAAGUUUUUUAUUCUAAAUAAUUAACCAGUAGAUAUUGUUCAAUUUUCCAUAUUUAUCGACUACACUGAUACAUGCUGGCUCAUUUAGUCUAGAUUUUGGCUAAUGGCAAAAGUAAUUCCCCAUAAUUUUAAAUUUCCUGCUUUAUAGACUUUUGUUUCACUAGAAUAUUAAUAAAACAGACUCUCCCAUAAGAAAGAUUUGUUUGUCAGUAAUACUUCAGAUAUUCAACUUGAUGUUUGAAACAUUGGAAACAGUUUUCUGUAACAAUAAAAAAAAAUGUUAACAAAGUUUGACAACUAUUCUACUCCCGAUACAUACAGUACGUCAAAGCUUGUGAUGAAUUCAACUAGUAUGUGCUCCCUCCCAGUCUCCACAGCAAUAGUGGUCUAAAGAACUCGAAGGAAAUCGCUCCAGGCUAGAGAUUCGAAUGAGAGAUACCUUGCCAUUACCUUUACAGACGAGAUGUCAUUUGAGCAAUGUUCUGAAAGAUAGCUGUAUGCUACUAUUUAUAUUUGAUCUCUAUAAUUUGUUCUAAUGUUCGAUUGACUCAAAGCGAUACUGUGAUACGUGUUUGUAUUUAUUCUGACCAAUUAUUAUGAAACUCAUUUUUUUUAAAUUCUGAUUUCAAUAAAAAAAAAUAUGUUAAUAUAAAA
This is a messenger RNA of Biomphalaria glabrata, 3090 nucleotides long. RefSeq lists its product as uncharacterized. Gene Ontology annotation, molecular function: cytokine activity. Lineage: Eukaryota; Metazoa; Mollusca; Gastropoda; Planorbidae. The transcript has 2 exons. The record is from RefSeq and is a predicted model, not a curated record. Gene Ontology annotation, cellular component: extracellular region. The coding region runs from base 120 to 887 and encodes 255 amino acids.